GGGAACCGGGGGACCCCCGGGGGCGGCGGCCGCUGCUGCUGCCGGAGGGGGGACGGGCUGCGAUGAGGUUGGUCCAGAGAUGCCGGUCCCCUUCUUCCACCCUCUCCUCCUCCUCCUCCUCCCCUGGGGCGGCGGCGGGGGCGGGGGGCGGCGAGAAGCAGGGGCUGGACCCUCCUGGGAAGAACCCCUUCGUGCAUGACCUGCGCUUCACCCCGUUGCAGAAAGUCCAGAUUGCCUUCAUGACUUUGACCCUGUUUCCAAUCCGACUUUUGUUUGCUGCAUUUAUGAUGUUAUUGGCUUGGCCAUUUGCAUUUGUUGCUUCACUGGGAUCUGCUGAGAAAGAACUUGAAAAGCCCCUGGCUUUAUGGAGAAAGGUGGUGGACUUUCUGCUGAAAGCUAUCAUGCGGACAAUGUGGUUUGUUGGUGGAUUUCACUGGGUGACUGUAAAGGGCAGACAGGCCUUACCGACAGAAGCCGCAAUCCUGACUCUAGCCCCACAUUCCUCCUACUUUGAUGCCAUUCCUGUAACAAUGACCAUGUCCUCUAUCGUGAUGAAGGCAGAAAGCAGAGACAUUCCUAUUUGGGGAACUCUGAUAAAAUAUAUACGACCAGUAUUUGUAUCCCGAUCUGACCAGGAUUCUCGAAGGAAAACUGUUGAAGAAAUAAAAAAACGUGCACAGUCUAAUGGCAAAUGGCCACAGAUAAUGAUAUUCCCAGAAGGAACUUGCACUAACAGGAGCUGCCUCAUUACCUUCAAGCCUGGUGCUUUUAUUCCGGGUGUUCCUGUUCAACCUGUAGUUUUACGAUAUCCAAACAAACUGGAUACAAUUACCUGGACAUGGCAAGGACCUGGAGCGCUGAAGAUUUUAUGGCUUACCCUAUGUCAGUUUCAUAAUUUUGUGGAAAUUGAGUUUCUUCCAGUAUAUACACCUUCAGAAGAAGAAAAGAAAAAUCCAGCAUUGUAUGCAAAUAAUGUGAGACGCAUAAUGGCAAAGGCCUUGGGAGUUUCCGUAACAGAUUACACAUUUGAAGACUGCCAGCUGGCACUGGCUGAAGGACAACUUCGUCUCCCUUCAAACACCUGCCUUUUAGAAUUUGCCAAGCUUGUGAGAAGCCUUGGGUUAAAACCAGAAAAACUUGAAAAAGAUCUGGAUAGAUAUUCAGAAAGUGCUAAGAUGAAGAAUGGAGAAAAAAUUAGUCUUUCAGAAUUUGCUGCAUACAUGGAAGUCCCAGUUUCUGAUACAUUGGGUGACAUGUUUGCUCUAUUUGAUGAGGAUGAAAGUGGCAAAAUUGACUUACGGGAAUAUGUAAUUGCUUUAUCUGUAGUAUGUAGACCAUCGAAGACUUUGGAAACAAUUCAGUUGGCUUUUAAGAUGUAUGAAUCACAAGAAGAUGGGAGCAUAAAAGCAGAGGAUUUGGCUUGCAUUCUGAAGACUGCCAUAGGUGUUGCAGAGCUUAAUGUCACUGAUCUUUUUAGAGCUAUAGAUGAAGAAGAAAAGGGGAAGAUCACAUUUGCUGACUUCAGCAGGUUUGCAGAAGUGUACCCAGACUUUGCAGAAGAAUAUUUAUAUCCAGAUCAAGCAAGUUUUGAAAGCUGUGUUCAGACACCCUCAGCUCCAACCCCUAAUGGUUUCUGUACUGACUUCAGCCCUGAAAAUAUUGAAGAUGAGAGGAACCCCUUUCAGAAGAAAUUGAACUAAUGCUGAAGCAUCAUCUCCUUCUCCUGGUGAAUACGAGAAGCCCUUGCCGAGGUUCCAUUAUCAUUCCAAUAUACAUGACAAUAUAUACUCCCUGUUAUUUGUGUGAGAAUUUCCCAUUUUUCUUUCUCUCCCAUGCAAUGUAAAUUUACUCUUCAAAAUUGUCUGGAAAGAUUUGGGUUUGGGUGUUUUGUUGUUGUUGUUUCUUUGUAAGAAGUCUGUGAGAGCCAAGACUGUGAAUGUGCUACCUUCCUUCUACUGUAUGUGUAUUUGAAAAGAAGCCACAUACUUAUUUAUAUUCCAUUGUUUAAUUUCAUGUACAAAGUGUCUUAGGGAGUGUGCACGUAUAAAGAAUAAUGUAGCUGCUGUGGUCUGAAGUGCACUUUGGUGAUUAGUGUUUUUCUGUGUUUGAAGACAGUUAAAUUCAGGCUGUCUUCAGUACUGAAUUCAACAAAUUAUGCAAAAGAUGUUCUUUGGUUUAAUUUAGUUUUUGGAGGGCACAAAUUCAUCUAAAAAUCUGAUUUUUAAUUUUCAUUAAAACUUUGCAAAUGGUCCUUUAUGUUGUUGAUUCCAUGGUAGUACAAAAAGUUAGGGAGCUUUGACCCCAAGAUACUCUUUGUCUACACUUGAAAAUUUUAAUUUGUUGUGUGUGUUUUUGGAGCUACUAUAAAAGAUCUGCCACAAAUACAGAAUGUGGAGGAUGCAUUUUCUGUUUUCUCUGUGUGUCUAAAUCUGUGUGGGAGCUUGUAAAUGUUUUUAUAAUCUUCAUUUAGAUACUUCAGGAAACAUUCAACAUUUUUAUGAAAGGGAGACUUGUUUUUCUACAUUUUUUCCCCCAUAAGAAUGUGUGGGGAAUGUUUAAUUAUAGUUCUGGGUUGUUUUUUUUUUAAUAUUAUAUGUACUAAGCUCUUGUUUUGGCUCUGAUUUAAAAUUCCAAAUAGACUUCUACUGAGGCACAUUAUCCUAGCCACUUGAAGUCUAUUGACUCAUAAAGGUACUCUUAACAGUCUGGCCCCUAACCAAAAAUAUCUUAUCUGUUUCCACUAACUGUGUGUUAAGAGUCCUAUCUGGUAGAUUUUUUUUUGUAUUAACAACUUUAGGAUUCUGUUGUAAAAUGGUCUAAUUCAAUAUAGAUUAAUCUCUGAUCAAAGUAUUUGUAUACUGCUGAAAAUCUUAUCUAUAAGGCAAAAAAAUGGAAGAUAAUUUCUUUCUUAAUGAAAGGAGUUCAACAGAUUCCAGGUUAUUGUGUUAUUUUAAUUACUUUGAUAAACUGCAACAUGUUUGGAGUAGAAAAUAUCUUCUCAAACUUUUUUCUGUCAAAUUGAUUUGGCUCCUCCCCCACACCCAUAUUAAUUAUUGUUUAUGCAAACAGAUCUUUCUUAAGCUUAGGGGCUAGGCACGGGUAGAGGGAAAAUGAACUAGGAAUGUUUUUUCAUGUCUAUUCAAUCUUGCAACAGAGAGAAAUCUGUCUGUUAGCUUAAUGUCAGAACAUAGCUUGUCCUGUAGAACAGAAUAAGUAAAGUAGCAUAAAGAGUCUGGAGUUUGGUUUGCAGGCACUAGUGCAGCCUUAUGCAUUUGCCAUAUUAACUAUCCCCAUUCUAAAAUGUUGAACCUUAAGUGUCACCUGGUAAAACAGAUGUGGAAAUUCCUUUGUAUCAGGGGGGAAAAAACAGUUUUACUGGGAUAUGUGUAUAGAAAUAUAUAUAUUUUUUGAUUGUUCUCUUUGUGUCAGAGAGAUAAAAUACAAGAGUGAUGCUUCCAGGAAGUUUGGAGGACAGAAUAAUUUGGUUUCCCCUUUGAUCCUAUUUGUGGUACAUGAUUUUGCAUUUCUUUAUUGCCAGAAUUAAGCAGAAAUUCAUUCUUGAAGGCAGUAAUUGGUUACAUGUUCUAGCAUGUUUCCUAAAGUGUAUAUACACACAUACAUACAUACAUAUAUACAUAUAUGUGUGUAUAUAUAUGUGUGUGUGUGUGUGUAUGCCUCUGGACUUAUUUGAAAUAUUGUAACUAUUUUCAUUUAUAAACAGAACUGGAUUUUUUAUCUUAGGCAUCUCUUCACAAAAUGAAUGUCAUAGCCAGGAAAAUAGACCAAAAGUCUCGUUUUCAUUAAGGGUCUUUAAGUUAGAUGGUUUUUUUUUUUUCUUUCUACCAGUGAGGAUUUUGAGAACUUUAAAAUUUUCAGUCCUAUUUAGGUGAUCAGUUAAAUUUUUUUGCUGAAUUUUGCUAAUUUGUGUAUAAGAAUGUAGAUUUCUAUUUUUUAUCCAGAUCAAGGGUGAAAUAAGUCUACUAGAAUGAAUUUCAGAGCCUCAUAGGAUAUACUGGACACAAAACAACUCAGAUGUGGACUGAGUAGCUAAAAGUUACUAGUAGGUAUUUUAUAUAGUGAAUAAACAUUCAUUGUGUCCUUUUAAAGAGAGAAAGAUCCAAUGUUCAAAUAUGAUAUUUUUUAAAUGGUAAAUGAAAGAGGUUAAUAGAAUUGAGAUCCUGAGAGAAAGGGACCAAAAAAAAAAAAGCCCAAUUCUGAAGUUGCCUCAAUUCUUUCAGGUCUGUAUAUGAAGUGAUUUUUGUAUGAUAUAUGCCAUUGGGCAUUUUCAGAAAAAAAAAUCUCUGAUCCACAGACUUGUACAGAAUGUUUGUACCUCCUGAUUCUGUAUUUCUUACAUAAUAACGCUAAAUAGUUCAUGUGCAUUCAGAACUGUGAAUGUAGAUAAUCUUAUGAUAAAUAACUGUUUUUGUCAGGUCGGGGAGAAAGAAGAGCUUUAAUACUUUUUAUGCUACCAUGGUUUUGAAAACCAGGAUUAGCAGGCAUGAGACAGCUGUUGAAGCCUGUGAAUGUAUAUGUUGGGAGGGUGGGGAGUAAACGGGAACAGUCACAUCCAUUUUGUCAUUGUCUACCAUAAAAAUAAUUUUGAAUUUUAAAUGUUAAAGAAAUAAAAUGUAAGAAUCUUAUAUACUUAAGCAUAUAUUUUGUUACAUGUUGUCUUUUAUUGUAAAGAUCAAACUAGAUAUUUCAUAUAUUUUGGAGGGCAAAUUUAACCAAAGUUAAUGUUUACGGUAGUACUUUUCUAGGUAAGAAACAUUUUACAAAAAAAAAUUAUAUGUAUAUGGCUUAAAUCUCAUGAGGGAAAAGGAAUACCAUAGAAAGAUUCUAUUUAGGACCCUUUUUUAAAGCUACUGUGUAUCUAGGAUAUAUUGAGAGUUCAAACCAUGGUUCCUGUUUGUCAGCCUCUUGUACCAUAUUAGUGUUUUGUUUACAUUAAACAAUCUAAUCAGGAUAGUGUAUAAAUCCUACAUCUGAUGCCCCUUAUAAAAUUAUAAAUGUUGAAGAAAUAGAAAUACUUAAAUCUUCCUAUAAUGUCUUCUAAUAACCAGAGCCAUACAUAUGCUAGCUUUUAACAAUAUGCCAUUAUCUUCAACAAUGUAGCUCUAUAAUUUUUUUCUGAGAUAUUGACUAAGGCUCUGAGUUUAAUUUUUUGUAAUUCUUUAUUUCUCUCCAGGUUCAUCAGAAAGAUCUCUAGUUUAAUCAUAGAUAAAUGAUUUUUUAAAAAUAAUUAAACAGCUCUGUUCCCAUCUUUAUUUCUGGAGGGCAUGAACUGACUAUCUCCUAAGUACCAUAGGGAGAUGAGCACCCUAUAGCCCAAUACCUCUUAGCCUCCUAUGUCUUCUACCAAUAGGACCAAUGCCCUGCUCACUGAAGGGAGGGGUUCACUGAAGGUUCAGGCCCCCACAGCAAGGUGCUCUCCAUAUGGGCUGAUCCACAAGGAAAACUCAAUAUUCUCCUUGCAGGAAGCACAGGCUUUUCAGACCCACAGUAAUAAAGCUAUUGGAUGGCAGUGUUGUCUAAAUGGUGCUGUGAUGGCUUCCCCUUUCUCCAACCAUGGUCUCUGAUUUUUGCUGUAUCCGUGCUGAAAAGCUGAGUGUGGCAUUCCAUCAUUUUCCCCUCAUCCCCCAUUCCUUUAAGGUACACAAAAGCACUAAACUCUCUUGGGACUGACUACUCACCCUAUAGCCAGGAAGGAGUCUGGUCUCAAACAAGAGUACAUCAUUCCCCCACCCCAGAAAAAAAAAUGAUUUAGAUUUACUUUUAGGUUGAAAUAAUCUUAAUAUUCAACAACGUUUGAAACAGGACUCCUGAAGACUCUAUGACUCUCUGCACCUAACACAUGGGUCAUAUUUUAAACCAAUAUCAGAUGCUAUACCUUCUGAGGCAGGAUGGCACAAUAGAUAGAGUUCUGACCUCAAAGCCAGUGAAGACCUGUGACCUGGCUGACUGUGUGACCAUUGAGAAGUCACCCUCACAGUGCUCUAGGCAACCCACUAAGACCAUAAGUUAUAGAAAAGAAUAAGUUGUAUCUCUAUUGGUAGAGGGAAUUCCUCAUCUAGGAAUUCCCUAUAUCAAUGAAAUUAUGUAUAUCUAGGCCCUCUCCCUUCCUGAAGCACUGAUGUUCUUUCACGUUAUUAAAAUUGAAACCUUUCUCCUUUUCCUUCAUUUAUAUGAGGUAAUUCCAUCCUGUCAGAGAAAAGAUGUUGGAUGCCCCCACCAAUUCCAGUUUUCUUCCUAAGAAAAAUCAUCUUUAUUGAAAGAAAUGAAGAAGCCACCCAACACAGAUGGUCCUUACACUAAGUACCAUUACAAAGUAGGGUUCUAUAUAGCAAAACUAUAUUGUGCUAAACAGUACCCUGUAAAUAUUAUUUAAAAGAGUUCCAUAUUUUGUAAAUAAUGAUGCUUUCUGACAAAUAUUCUCUGGCCAUUCUUAUGUAACAAUAAUGCUUUCUAAUGAAAAUCCCUAAUGGUUUACUAUGUGUACCGCAGGCAUCAAUGGAGAAAGAAGAGUUGAAUUAAGCCAUACCUGAACUCUUUGUAGUUUUCUUGACAUCAAAUACAUAAGCUUGUUGGAGGCAGGAACUGUUCAAUUUUUUUUCUUUGUACCCCAAGUGCCUGUCAUGCAUUAGGCACUUAAUAAAUGCUUUUUCAUUGACUUCCCCUCAUCCCUUUACAACUCAGACAUGUCCAUUCUAUGCUUUAUUUCUCUCCAUAUCCCCCUCAAAAGAAACCACUCACUUAGACAAGACACCAUUCAGAAUGAUCUUUGUGUUAAUAGAGAAAGUCCAGGAGUUUUGUGCAUGACACCUGCCUCUGAUUAAUAUUUCCUGGGUCUAAAGCAUUUUUCUAAUAUGCUAAUUCACUAAAGGGGGCAGGAGAGAUUUACACUAAAGCCCUGUGUCCUCAAGGUACCCUAGGCCAGGAAUGUGAUUUAUAGCAACAUAAUACUUUAAAAAAAAAACUUCAAAAUAAUUCAGUGGACUCAUCAAGUCUUAUGUAUGAUAGGCAUAUGCAGAGUACUAUUAAUCUGAAGCUCUUUGUUUUUCUGAAUGUCUUUUAUCGUGAUAUAGUUGAUAUUCCUUAGAACAGAUGCAUCUCCCAAUAGCAUACAUGUUCCAGGUACGUAAGCGCAGACCUUGCACUAAGUCAAAUCAUAUUUCGUAAUUACCUAAAAAGAAAAAAAUGACUAUAGCAUAUUGAUGGUGAGAGUUUUGACCAUAUGUGAAUCCUUCACCUCCAUUCUUCCACUCCAAUGAUAUUUAAUUGUUUUUGGGGCUUAAAAAAAAACCCUUGGUUUUAUGGUUUAUAGUAAGUUGUAUGGAAAAAGCACAUCCAUUGGAAACUUUGAACAUUUUAUAUGUUUUCUCAAGUUUUUAAAUAGUCCAAGUCUAACUGUAUCUCAUAUGAUAUAAUAAUAUUCAGUAAAAAAAAAAAUUCUUAAAGGAAUACCUCAAUUUGAGAACUUUUUCUUGUUAAUUGUAGAAUUAUGCCUUGUUUUGAUAGUGACUGUAAAAUACUAUGGACUACCCUGAGCCAAACAACAAUAGAGUUACCUAAUUUCAAAUCAUGCUUUGAGAGGGAUGCCGACUUCCUUAAAGGUAAUAGAUGUGUGUCAGUAUUUGUUAUUUCAAGGGGUUCCUUAAAGUCUUAAUGUGCACUAUGGAAUCACUGCUCAUUCUGCACAAUUGGACAUUUUUUUCUUGUGAUUGGCUUAUUGUAAGUUGACUUUUCAGUGUAAAGUCAAAUAAAAUAAGUAGCUGUUAA
Molecule: messenger RNA, 7782 nt
Organism: Vombatus ursinus (common wombat)
Lineage: Eukaryota; Metazoa; Chordata; Mammalia; Diprotodontia; Vombatidae
Gene: LPCAT1
Product: lysophosphatidylcholine acyltransferase 1
Exons: 14
Coding region: 63-1700 (545 amino acids)
Molecular function (GO): calcium ion binding
Source: RefSeq, a predicted model, not a curated record